UGUUGAGCUGCGAAUAUAUGCAGCUCUUCUCUGUUAUCCCAUCAUCUUAUCAUCCAACUCACUCUAUAUAAACCCUUUUUCUAAUUUCAUUCAACAAGCUAGUUAAUUUCAUUGCUCUAUAUAUAUAUAUACAUAUAUAUAUCGAUAUAUAUAUAUAUAGAGAGAGAGAGAGUUAGCACAAUGACCACUGAUUCUUUGGCUUUAGACCAUGUUCUAGGGGACGUAUUGGAGCCAUUUCGUAGGACGGUUUCUCUUAGGAUCUCCUACAGUAACAGGACAAUGGUUAAUGGCAUGGACCUUCGACCGUCGGCCGUCGCGAUCAAACCUAGGGUUGAGAUCGGCGGCGCCGGCUUCCGAGUGUCUUACACACUAGUGAUGGUGGAUCCUGAUGCCCCAAACCCCAGCAGUCCCACACUGAGGGAGUACUUGCACUGGAUGGUGACUGAUAUUCCCGCAACAACAGAUGCAAGCUUUGGCCGGGAGAUUGUGCGCUACGAGAGCCCACAGCCGGCGAUGGGGAUCCACAGGCUCGCAUUCGUGCUCUACCAGCAGCGCAGUCGCCAGAUGGCUUUCGUCCCUCUGAUGCGCGAAAACUUCUGCACGAGCAACUUCGCACACCAGCAUAACUUGGGCUCGCCUGUCGCGGCUGCGUACUUCAACUGCCAGAGGGAGUCGGGCUCCGGCGGUAGGAGGUUUCGGCAAGCGAAGUAAGCAACGAGUAAGCGUGAGAUAGACUGGAAAAUAUUUCGUCUACUUAUAACGGCAAGCGAAGUAAGCAACGAGUAAGCGUGAGAUAGAGUGGAAAUAUUUCGUCUACUUAUAACGUACGAAUUUCUAUACGUAUGGUGAGAAGAGGAUGCGUACGUAGUAAGGUCAAUAUUAUAAGCAAAAUAUGUACUGUCUUUAUAUAUGUUUGAUGAGAUCCAUGAUCUGUUCCAUUAGAGGAGCAUUUUAUAUAUGUUUUUAUACAUGUAUUAGUUACCGUUGGUGGCCAUGACCAUGUGACGAAGCGUGUAAUUAUUAUGAUGAUUUAUAUUUGGCUAAAAACUUGGUAGA
Molecule: messenger RNA, 1056 nt
Organism: Ananas comosus (pineapple)
Lineage: Eukaryota; Viridiplantae; Streptophyta; Magnoliopsida; Poales; Bromeliaceae
Product: protein HEADING DATE 3A-like
Exons: 4
Coding region: 181-711 (176 amino acids)
Source: RefSeq, a predicted model, not a curated record